Molecule: messenger RNA, 3749 nt
Organism: Prunus persica (peach)
Lineage: Eukaryota; Viridiplantae; Streptophyta; Magnoliopsida; Rosales; Rosaceae
Product: receptor-like protein kinase
Exons: 2
Coding region: 175-3435 (1086 amino acids)
Biological process (GO): protein phosphorylation
Molecular function (GO): protein binding; ATP binding; protein kinase activity
Source: RefSeq, a predicted model, not a curated record
CUCUCUCUCUCUCCCUCCCAACAUUUUCAACUCUGUUUCCAACUCAUUUCAGACAGACGCAAGUUCAAUCUGCAGGCUGGGUUUUCCUGUGAGCUCAAAGCAGCUAGCUAUGCACUGUUGACAGUAAAGCUCAUAUACCUCUACCAAGUAAUUUUCUUCAACUAACUAGAAAGCAUGCAGCUUUAUCUGUUCAAUUUCUUCUUGUUGUUGCUGUUGCUGUGCUUCUCUGUGUCCAUAUCUACUGUAUCUAGUUUGAGCUCUGAUGGGUUGGCUUUAUUGUCACUCUCCAAGCAUUGGACGUCUGUCCCUGCUUCCAUAUCCUCAAGCUGGAGUGCUUCUGAUGCCACUCCAUGCCAAUGGGUUGGAAUAGAAUGUGACAAUGCCCACAAUGUGGUUACCUUGAACCUCACUGGUUAUGGAAUUUCUGGUCAAUUGGGACCUGAAGUUGGCAGCUUUAGGCACUUGCAGACUCUUGAUUUGAGUGUCAACAAUUUUUCUGGCAAAAUCCCAAAAGAAUUGGCCAAUUGUAGUCUUCUUGAAAACUUGGACUUGUAUAAAAAUGGCUUUUCUGGUGCAAUACCUGAAUCCUUGUUUGCAAUUCCUGCCUUAGCUUAUGUACAUCUGUAUACUAACAAUUUGAAUGGUUCCAUCCCUGGAAAUGUUGGGAAUCUGAGUGAGCUUGUGCAUCUGUAUUUGUAUGAGAAUCAGUUUUCAGGAGUGAUUCCUUCAUCCAUUGGAAACUGUAGUAAAUUGCAGGAGUUGUUUUUGGGUCGGAACCAGUUGACAGGAGAGCUUCCUAUGAGCCUGAACAACCUUCAGAACCUGGUAUAUCUAGAUGUAGCUAUAAAUAGUCUUGAGGGUAGCAUUCCUUUGGGUUCAGGCACUUGCAAGAAUUUAAUUUACUUGGAUUUGUCAUACAAUAAGUUUAGUGGAGGUAUUCCACCAGGACUUGGAAAUUGUAGUAAUUUAACACAAUUUUCUGCUGUGGGUAGUAAUUUAGAGGGGACUAUUCCAUCUUCCUUUGGCCAACUCAAGUACCUUUCAACCCUGUACCUUCCUCUAAAUCAUUUGUCUGGUAAAAUACCUCCUGAACUUGGCAAGUGUGAAUCCUUGAAGAUACUACGCUUGUAUAAGAACCAACUAGUGGGAGAAAUUCCUAGUGAAUUGGGAAUGCUGACUCAAUUAGAGGACCUUGAAUUAUUUGAGAACCGGUUAACUGGUGAAAUUCCAGUUAGCAUAUGGAAGAUUCAAAGUCUUCAGCAUAUCCUUGUGUACAAUAAUAGCCUCACUGGGGAGCUGCCUGAAGUGAUGACUGAGCUGAAGCAACUAAAAAAUAUAUCAUUGUACAACAACCUAUUUUUUGGAGUUAUACCUCAAAGUUUGGGGAUUAACAGCAGUUUGUGGCAGUUAGAUUUUAUCAAUAACAAGUUCACUGGUAAAAUCCCUCCAAAUCUUUGCCAUGGAAAGCAGUUAAGGGUGUUGAAUCUGGGUUUCAAUCGAUUUCAAGGCACCAUACCUUCUGAUGUUGGAAAUUGCUCUACUCUUUGGAGGUUGAAACUGGAACAGAACAGACUCAUUGGGGCUCUUCCACAGUUUGCAAAAAAUUCAAGCCUUUCAUAUAUGGACAUCAGCAACAAUGAGAUUAGUGGAGAAAUUCCAUCAAGCUUGGGAAACUGUAGCAAUCUCACAGCCAUCAAUUUGUCCAUGAACAAUUUAACAGGAGUUAUACCCCAGGAACUAGGGAGUCUUGCAGAACUUGGUUCUUUGAUUCUUUUCAAAAACAAUUUGGUUGGUCCUCUGCCUCCUCACCUAUCAAAUUGUACCAAAAUGUAUAAGUUUGAUGUGGGAUCAAAUUUGUUGAAUGGCUCCAUUCCAUCGAGUUUGAGAAGUUGGACAGGUUUAUCAACGCUGAUUUUAAGUGACAACAGUUUUACUGGCGGUGUUCCACCUUUCUUGUCGGAGUUUGAAAAGCUUUCAGAGCUACAACUUGGUGGAAAUUUUUUGGGAGGUGCCAUUCCCUCAUCAAUUGGAGCAUUGGUUAGUAUGUUUUAUGCAUUGAAUCUUAGCAAUAAUGCAUUGACAGGUCCGAUUCCUUCAGAGCUGGGGAAGUUGGCAAGACUACAACGACUAGAUCUAUCUCAUAACAAUUUGACAGGGACUUUAAAAGCUCUUGAUUAUAUCAAUUCAUUGAUUGAGGUUGAUGUUUCAGACAAUAACUUCACAGGUGCAGUACCAGAGACAUUGAUGAACCUUUUGAACUCAUCUCCAUUAUCAUUUUUGGGCAAUCCCUACCUAUGUGUCGAUUACCUUCCAUCAUGUGGCUCAACUUGUGCAAGAAGAAACAACAGUUUUAAGCCAUGCAACAGUCAAUCAAGCAAGCAUAGAGGCCUUAGUAAAGUGGCAAUUGCAUUUAUAUCCCUAGGUUCUUCAUUAUUUGUUGUUUUUGUGCUUCAUGUACUGGUUUAUAUGUUUCUCUUGCGCAAAAAGACAAAGCAGGAACUUGAGAUCUCUGCUCAAGAGGGGCCAUCUGGCUUACUCAACAAAGUAUUGGAGGCUACAGCGAACCUUAAUGGUCAGUAUAUCAUUGGGAAAGGAGCCCAUGGAACUGUCUAUAAGGCCUCUUUGGCUCCAGACAAAGAUUAUGCUGUCAAGAAGCUUCUGUUUGCGGGGCAUGAAGGAACGCGUUUGAGCAUGGUUAGAGAAAUUCAAACCCUCGGGACUAUUAGGCAUCGGAAUCUGGUUAAAUUGGAAGACUUCUGGUUAAGAAAGGACCACGGUUUAAUCUUGUAUAGGUACAUGCAAAAUGGGAGCCUUAAUGAUGUUUUGCAUGAAAUUAAACCCCCACCAACUCUUGAGUGGAGUGUCCGCUAUAGGAUAGCACUUGGAACUGCAUACGGGUUGGAGUAUCUCCAUUAUGAUUGUGACCCCCCUAUAGUUCAUCGAGAUGUCAAACCAAUGAACAUCCUCUUAGACGCUGAUAUGGAGCCUCAUAUUGCUGAUUUUGGUAUUGCUAAACUUCUGGAUCAGUCUUCUGCAUCAACGACGUCCAUUGCAGUUGUGGGAACAACUGGAUAUAUUGCACCAGAAAAUGCAUUUAGACCAGCAAAGAGCGUGGAAUCUGAUGUGUACAGUUAUGGGGUUGUUCUACUUGAGCUGAUAACUAGAAAGAAGGCAUUGGAUCCAUCAUUUGUGGAGCAAACUGACAUUGUAGGAUGGGUUAGGUCAGUGUGGAGCAACACAGAAGAAAUUCAUCAAAUUGUUGAUUCAAGCCUUAAGGAGGAAUUUCUGGAUUCAUGUAUUAUGGACCAAGUUGUCGAUGUGCUUAUGGUGGCAUUCAGAUGUACUGAUAAAGAUCCUAGAAAGAGGCCGACGAUGAGAGAUGUUGUGAAGCAAUUAUUAGAUGCAAAUCCCCAAGUGAGAAGCAUAAAAGGCUAGCUCUUGAAUCUUCCGAAUGGGUUGUUCUAACUGGUAUGCUUUUUCUACUGUACACUAGGUUUAGUCCUACUUGAUAGUGUUGCAUCCGUAUGUAAUUAUGAGGGAAAUGACUUCAAAACAUCCUAUCUAUCUCUCACACACACAGUUGCUGGAACAUUGAAGUCAGUUGCCCAGCUCGGGAGCUGAGAUAGGAAAUUCCCAUUCUGUAGCCUGUUGCUUGUUGCUUCUAUACGUAACAUCUGUACGUCAUUCAUGAAUGACCAUUAUAUGAUAGUUCAUGUCUCUUAUGCACAUUCCACUUUGCUGAUGCAUUU